This is a messenger RNA of Cylicocyclus nassatus, 561 nucleotides long. The record is from the annotation of a GenBank genome assembly. Lineage: Eukaryota; Metazoa; Nematoda; Chromadorea; Rhabditida; Strongylidae.
GGAAUUUACAGCUUUUAUCAGAGUAGCAGUGUUAGUUUACUGCUUUUCGUGGACAUCCCAAUUCAUUAUCUUAUGAUUUUGGUAAUUUGCUGUAUCUGCAAAAUUCAUUUCAUCCAUUUUGGCGUUUGCCUGUGCAUUGUAAGUCUAUCCACUGAGAAAUUAUCUGGUUUUUGUCGUAUUUUGCUAUUGGAUCUAAUCAUUUCAAAGGUACUUCACUAUGCAUUAUUGUUUUUACAGCUAUAAUCACAAUGACUGGCCGUAAAAGAAACGUCGCACAAAGUGCUGCUGCUGAAAGAGACGAAGCCUACGUUGAAAAGAGGCGAAGAAAUAACGAAGCUGUGAACCGAACACGUGAGAAAAAGAGGCAAGAAGAAUCCGAGACAGCUCGUAAAGUAGAAGAACUCCGAGAAGAAAAUGAGAAGUUAGAGCGACAGGUUGAAUCCUUACAAAAAGAGUUGUCGUUCCUGAAGGAGAUGUUUGUUGCCUAUGCAAAUGGCAAUCGGAAGCAGGCUGAUGCCCCAUCUACUUCGAAUCCCCAGUGAUAUUUUGUUGGAAUCAAUU